Messenger RNA from Acanthoscelides obtectus, 335 nucleotides. Lineage: Eukaryota; Metazoa; Arthropoda; Insecta; Coleoptera; Chrysomelidae. The record is from the annotation of a GenBank genome assembly.
UUUUUAGUCUUCUAGAACCAAACCCUCCUACAGCUCAAUUGGCUUUUUUUUAUACUCCAACUACCACGAAGGCCUAAGGCCUAAACACCCACUGGGUACCGUGGGGCUAUAGGGGGAUACAGGGGAAAGGGGGAACGCCACACGGACUCUGGCGAGGGAACACGUGUGCAUGCAACAUGCACACAUUCUGGCUCCGCCUACGAGAUCCGCUGGGUGGUACCUCCACGUUCGACAGUCAGAGACCGUCUAUUACCUACGGACAAUCACAGCAUCCAUAGCCAAGAGAAAAAGCGCACGGCGACUGAUCAGGAGCUGGCGCUUAUAUUAAGGAUGCC